Spea bombifrons (plains spadefoot toad) is the source of this 858-nucleotide messenger RNA. RefSeq names its product gastrula zinc finger protein XlCGF49.1-like. Gene Ontology annotation, biological process: regulation of transcription by RNA polymerase II. The record is from RefSeq and is a predicted model, not a curated record. The coding region runs from base 95 to 838 and encodes 247 amino acids. The transcript has a single exon. NCBI's taxonomy places the organism in Eukaryota, Metazoa, Chordata, Amphibia, Anura, Pelobatidae. Gene Ontology annotation, molecular function: DNA-binding transcription factor activity; RNA polymerase II cis-regulatory region sequence-specific DNA binding.
CUAUCCGUCUGUUUAUGUAAAGGACGAGUCUGCGUCGUGCGAGGAGGGACAUUUCCCUGAGUUUUACUCGUCUGCGGAGCAUGCGGGAUUCCCAAUGACGCAUCCGAUGAGGAGCCGCAAACUGCUCCGUGGCGCUCAGAGUAAGACUCCGUUUGCUGCAAAGUACAAAGAGUUUGAGCGUUACGGUAACAAGUCGCCCUCCACUUCUUACGACAUCAGGCAGCCGCCAGACAUGCUGUACGACUGCUCCGAGUGCCAGGAAUUCUUCACUAGCUUCUCUGAUUUUCUUAAGCAUCAGAACGUUCACAAAGCACGGAAUCCGGUGCUGCCAUCCUCCGAAUACGGAAGCUACCUGUGCUACGAGCCGGAGCUUGGCCGAGAUCCAAACGUGGACGACAAGCCCUUCAUCUGCAGCGAUUGCGGGAAGUGGUUUCGCUCAAAUUCCGAUCUCCGCAAACACCAGAGGAUCCACACCGGGGAGAAGCCGUACGUGUGUUCAUACUGCGGCAAAUGCUUCACCAAAAACUCCCACCUCGUUCGGCACCAGCGGAUCCACACGGGAGAAAAGCCCUUCGCCUGCGCGGACUGCGGCAAAGGCUUCACCAACAAAUCCAAUCUCAUCACCCAUCAGCGCAUCCACACCGGGGAGAAGCCUUAUUCCUGUGUCGUGUGCGGCAAAUGCUUCGGUGGCAAAAGCGAUCUCAACAGACACAUUAAGAUCCACUCGGGAGAGAAGCCCUUCAUCUGCUUCGAAUGUGGCAACUGCUUUGGGCGUAAAACCCAACUAAACAGCCACCUGAAGACUCACGUCCGAGAGAAGCCCGUGGGCUUUGAGUGAAGCUUUGAGAACGUGGCUGG